AUGUGCCCUCUUAUUGGCAUAAUCAAUUCCUCACUACCUUGCCUUGUUCUUUCAAAUGGCGCUACAGACUGCUUCUUGGUACACUACCUACCCGGCCUCAAGACCGUCGGCGACGCGCACCACUUCCCGAACAACGUUCGCUUCUGUGCUGGCAAUGGCGUGCUGCUCAACUGGGAGAGACACCAUCCGUUGAUGCAGAAGGCCUUGGAUCACUUUGACAACCACUACGACCCGCAAUGCUGGGGAUGUGCUGGGCCUAGGCUCAUGGGUCAGUUGAUACCCGAGUACCUAUCCCGCGUGACGCUGGUGGCGGAGAAGCUGGUGUUUCCAGUGCAGUAUCGCGAGGCGAGUACGUAUCUCUCCCGCGAAGACGAUGCCUUCUGCGAGCAUAUCAUGCAGAAUGCCGUGGGCUUCCACAUGUACGGACAGGCCACCUCGCAGCAGGAUGUUAAGAAAGGGUCGGUGACCGCGUGCAUCAUAGCGAAGGUCAGACUCCGACCCGACGACAAUGUGCCGUUUGACAAGGUGCGCACCCCAGCUGGUGCUGUGUUGAAGCGUGCGUAUGAUCCCAGUGUUAUGCAUAGUGCGAAGACCUGCAAGAACCUGCAGCUGGUGCCCUUGGAGCGUAAUGUGGCUGUGGUUCUGUUGGCUUACAAGCGUGUGGAUUUGGUCGGCAGGAUUCUGGAGAUGUUUGUGGAGAGUAGGUAUAUCCGAGAGGUGGUUAUCUGGAACAACAACCCGGACCGUUUGCUGGACGCCGAUAAACUGGCCAAGGUGUAUGAGAAACUACCCAGGAAUAAGUAUACGGGAGAGGUCCCCUAUGUGCCAUGUGUGCGCGUUUACAACUCGCGAAGGGAUGGUAAUGUGCUGUUUCUGGGACGGUUUGCGGCGUGCUUGGCCUCGAGCUCGCCACUGUGCUACUUCCAGGAUGACGACUGGAUCGUCCGAGACACUGAACAGUUGCUACACUUGGCGAAUAGAGAGCCUCAUAGAGUGCACAGUAUCACGAAUGGUGAGGUCGUGCGUACCGCCAACUCGUGGAAAUUCGGUAACCCCAAGAUACACAUGAAUGCCCAGUUCUCAUGGGUGGGGACGGGCGCGUGUGUGUCGAGGAAAAUGGUGCAGAACUUUUUCUUGCAGCUACUUGCGAGUCGGCUCAGCGUCACAGACCGCACGAUGGCCGACUUCUUCUUCACGGCAUGGACAAACGCACCACAGGAUGUUAUUGAGGGCGAGAUUGUAGAGCUGACACGUGCUAACGCCUUCUCUGGGGCAGAGGGUACCAAAGACUGGGGUAAAGGCACACAGAGGAACAUUGACUAUAUCAUGUACAGUCUGAGUAAGCUUUAUGAGAUCCUUACCAGGCCCGCAUAUGCGGAGGUGAGACACCUAUUCUUACCGUAUACCCCCGAUGUGGCGGAAUGGUACCGAACUUCGGGCGGGGGUGGUUCUGGUGGUGCGGCGAAUGCACGGCACGCACCCCCACAACAAUACCCCAAUGCCAAGCGGACUAAGCUGCUUACCAUGCCUGUAUAUACCAACACCACUCUGCUAGAGUCAGAAACUAGUCUCAUGCAAGACCCCACUUUGUACCCGGGGUGUACGGUGAGCAACGAUAGGUAUAGAGCUAUUCUGCGCACCGAUGCCAGCGAGUUUGGCCUGGGCCACAGACCUAUGUACAACCCCACCUUCACCCUGGACAUGCACGUGACGCAAAACUCGGUACCGAACUACAAGUUCGAGCGGAAUCUGCGCAACAUGGUCGAUGGCAGCUUAUCCACCAACUUUGAGCCCAUAUUCCGAAGGAAGUGCCACAACAUCACCAUGGAGUUCCUACGCCCAUACCCUUGUACCUAUGUGAGCGUGACGCUAGAUGCGGGCCCGGAGAGUGUGGAGAUGUACGUAGGUCUUGCCAGCGAGAGUGAUGUGCAGAGCAUUGGCAAGUACAUGCUAGGUCGGUGGGACGGCACCCAGACUAUAUACGGGGGUAGGGCGGGCGUGGAUACCAAGAAUAAGAUAGUAUCGAAAGGGUUGGCGAAGGGUAAGAAUACACGCACGGAUAAGCAAAAUGUGCGUCAGAACAACCAUAACAGCCGACGGGGUAGUGAAGAUAGGCUAGGAGAGGUUAGUUGGGUGGUGCUGGAGGUGUGUGCUAGGAUAUCGGGGGCGUACUUCCAGGACGUAAAGAUAUACGAUAUAGACCUGGUUGCGGAGGUCUAG
Molecule: messenger RNA, 2220 nt
Organism: Sphaeroforma arctica JP610
Lineage: Eukaryota; Ichthyosporea; Ichthyophonida
Exons: 1
Coding region: 1-2220 (739 amino acids)
Source: RefSeq, a predicted model, not a curated record